Messenger RNA from Andrographis paniculata, 2760 nucleotides. RefSeq names its product probable LRR receptor-like serine/threonine-protein kinase At1g63430. The record is from RefSeq and is a predicted model, not a curated record. Gene Ontology annotation, biological process: protein phosphorylation. The transcript is spliced from 13 exons. The coding region runs from base 468 to 2477 and encodes 669 amino acids. Gene Ontology annotation, molecular function: ATP binding; protein kinase activity; protein binding. NCBI's taxonomy places the organism in Eukaryota, Viridiplantae, Streptophyta, Magnoliopsida, Lamiales, Acanthaceae.
CUUUCCUGACACUUUCUGCAGUGUAGUUAAGAGUUUAAUAUUUACUUGGCCUGGUUCAAAUUACUAUUCUUUAUCUUGUUGCUUCACUGCCCGUCUCUCUCCGUUUCUGACACCAAACGCCUCUCUUUGAAUCAAAGUCUUCCUCAUAUUGUGGGUGUCUUUUUGAACUUCACUUUCGUUUUCCAGUGCCCUUUGCUUUCAUGGUUGCUAAUGAUUCCGUGUUCAUGAUUUUAAAUCCUAAGAUUGCCCCCUUUAGUUUCUUCUAACACACCAGGGUAGUGUCUGAAUGGGAAUCUUGAUUUCCUCUUAUAUAUUUUAGUGUCUGAUUAACUGUGUGACACUCCCCAGCCUGGAACUGCUUCAUUCUGUUCUGUCUUAAGUUCAUUUCUGUGGCUUUUGAGCCAACCUCUCUCUUUUUCUCUUCCACUCGAUGGGUUUUUAAUCAUGCUUUUGAGUGCAUUUGAGCAAUGUUGAGUAGAGUAAGGAUGAAAUAUUUGGCUUCAGUUCAAUUUCUUUUGCUCAGUUUAGGCAUCUUAUCUGGGGAUUGUGGGGCAAUUCCCUUCAGUGAAGUUGAAGCUCUGACUUCUUUCAAGAGGGCAAUUUUUGAGGACCCUUUACUGAUGUUGUCAAACUGGAACCCUAUAGAAUCUGACCCAUGUGAUUGGUCUGGUGUUUUUUGCUCCAUGGCUAGGGAGCAUGUCCUAAAGCUUAACAUAUCUGGAGCCUCUAUAAAGGGUUUCAUUGCACCAGAGCUAUACAUGCUCUCCACUUUGCAAGAAUUAGAUUUGCAUGGGAACUUGUUGAUCGGUACAAUACCAAAGGCAAUCGGGAUGUUGAAAAACCUCAAGCUAUUGGACUUGGGAUCGAACCAGUUAACAGGGCCUAUCCCGGCUGAGAUUGGAAACUUAGCUCGUGUCGAGAAAAUAAACCUUCAAUCCAAUGGAUUGACUGGAAAGUUGCCUUACGAACUUGGUAACUUGAAAUAUCUUCAGGAGCUUCGGCUUGACAGGAACAAAUUUCUUGGAAGCAUCCCUGCUAGUAACGGCUCCGGAUUUCCCUCCAACACACAUGGAAUGUAUGCUUCGAAUAAAUCCAAAGGUUUUUGCGGUUCUUCCCAAUUAAAGGUGAUUGAUUUGUCAUACAAUUUUCUGGUUGGAAGCAUACCUCAAUGCUUGCAGCAUCUGCCGAGAUCAAGCUUUCGAGCAAAUUGCUUUCAAGACAAAGAUUCCGGGCCACGUCCUGCUGCACAAUGUGGUGCACCUCCACCUGCUAAACCCCAUUCAAAAGUUUUUUCGAAGCACAAGCCGGUGGACAACAAACAGAAACAUCAACACAAGGAUUCGAAACCUACAUGGCUCCUGGCUCUCGAAAUAACAACAGGGAUCAUGAUCGGGUUGCUCUUUAUCGUUGCUACUUUAGCUCUGAUUCAGAAGUGGAAGCGGAAACCUUCAAUCAUCAUCCCGUGGAAGAAGUCUGCAAGCUCGAAGGACUACACCGCAAUUUACAUCAAUGCCGAAGCAAUGAAGGAUGUAGUGGAAUACAGCCGGCAAGAGCUCGAGGUUGCCUGCGAAGAUUUCAGCAACAUCAUCGGUUCCUCUUCCGAUAGCCUUGUCUACAAAGGGACCAUCAAAGGCGGACCUGAAAUUGCUGUGAUAUCCAUUUGUGUCAAAGAAGAGCAUUGGACAGAAUAUCUUGAGCUUUACUUUCAAAAAGAGGUGGCGGAUCUGGCGAGAAUAAAUCACGAGAAUGCAGGGAAGCUGCUAGGCUAUUGCAGGGAGAGCGAACCAUUUGCAAGAAUGCUCGUAUUUGAGUACGCAUCAAAUGGAACUCUCUACGAGCACCUUCAUUAUGGCGAAGGAUGUCAAUUCUCCUGGACACGGCGGAUGAGAAUCAUUAUCGGCAUUGCUCGGGGACUGAAAUAUCUCCACACCGAACUCGACCCUCCAUUCACUAUAUCUGAACUGAGCUCUAGCUCCAUCUAUCUCACAGAAGAUUUUUCUCCAAAGUUGGUUGAUUUUGAAUGCUGGAAGACAUUCUUAACCAGAUCAGAAAAAACCUCCGGCGCCAUAAGCAACGAAGGCUCCUUAUGCAUUCUUCCGAAUUCUUUUGAGGGAUGUCUUCUCGAUAUCCAGGGAAACAUCUACGCCUUCGGGAUUCUUUUACUUGAAAUCAUCAGUGGUAGACCUCCACACUGCAAAGACAAAGGGCACUUAGUCGACUGGGCUAAGGUGUUCUUGGAAGCUCCCGAUAGCAUCUCCAACUUGGUGGAUCCGGAGCUGAAACAUUUCAGGUUUGAGGACCUGAAAGUGAUAUGCGAGGUGGUAAAAGUAUGUGUUGAUCCUCGUUCCAGCGCAAGCACAACGCCGGCAACAAUGGAGGCGUUGUGCUCGUCGUUGGAAAAUGGGAUCGACAUGACUGCCUCGGCGGAGAUACGAGCAUCUUCGCUUGCUUGGGCUGAGCUCGCGCUUUCGUCGUAGUAAACCGGAUAGAGUUGAAGCUAACACAACACUUAGUCGAAUGAGAAAUAGAAAGUAACAAACAUAUGUGGAGGCCGUUUGUGUGCUGAAUAAAAUUAUUUAGCAUGGUGUUCAACAAUGUAUGUAUGUGUAUAUAUAUAUAUACAUAUAUCAUUUUUAUGAAUCGGUUGCAUUUAAAGAGGCAACGAUGAUGGGCGGGUGCAAUUUGAGGUUGUGUAUUCUCAUGUGUAAGAAGAUACCGUAGGUUCAGUUUGAUUUUUCAAAUAAAAUUUGGCCUCUGUUU